AUGGCGGAAGACAGUACACCGGUAUCGAGUGAACAAAAACGACCUGUUGACUACGAUAUGAGAAAGCUUUCAGAAGAUGGAAAAAUGGAACAGAAAGAAUACCUGGUGUGCUUUUCGUUUUUCGUCUUUUUAUUCCUUUGCAUGCUUCGUUUUAGACCAUAAGUCCCCACAAACUAUUUUGGUAGUUCUUGUUAUGUACAAGUAAAUUUUUAGAUAUUGUUUAUAGAUCAGCUGUGUUGUUGAUUUAUGGAUGAGACGGAAAUAGUUACAACAGGUUCUGAAAUUUUAAAAUUCUUCUAUGAUUGUUUUGUCGCUUGAUACGUGUUGUUUUUUUCAAUUCAUUUUAGGAAACAUACAAUGUUGUUCUUAGUUGUGUCAAGUCCAUGUUUGAUUUGAGUCGGUGAGUUUGCUUGCAAUUUUGUGUCCAAGAUCGUUUAAAAGGGAAGUUUUUUUUCUCGUGAUAUGUUGAUGUUUAGCUUUUAAUUAUGUCUGGCGAUAUUUCUUGACAAAUAGGUAAAAUUUUUCUCUGUUUUAAUGUAUCAUAUUGAACCACGAGAGUCAUUAGGGCUAUAGCUUGCACAUGUAAUUACAUGUUGUUCUUGUGAAAUGUUUAUACGUUGUUGUUAUUUCGAUAUUCUUGAACAGGGACAACGAGCACAAAGAGGAGAGUCUGUCUGAGGAUAUGGAGGAACCACAAUCGUAAGCUAGCUGUUUUUGCUCAUUUGUGAAAGAAAUUUUAACUGUUUCCUCUUGUGUUGAAGUGAGAGAUAGCCUUAGGAUUAGCUGCUCUAUUGUACCUUGGCAUGGGGUUAUGCUGCCCCCCCAUGCUAAGUAAUUUUAUUUAAGUGUAGUCAUGUUGUCCCCUCCCUUCCUGUUAGUUUGACUGAAGUGAGUGGUCUCUCAUCACAAUUGCACUUGGAGGUUUGAUGUUAGAAGCAUGAGGUGAUGAUGCAAAGUUUUUUAUUGUUUUGAUCAAUGAGAGUCACAUUGGUUUAGUGGUGAUUGCAGAGGAUGACCUAGGAUUGCACAUCAAAAGGUCUAACUAGCUGUCAGCCUUGGCUGGAUUGCUGUGUUUUGUUCUUGGUCAGAACAUAUGACUCUGUCAGUGCCCCUCUCCACCUAGGAGUAUAAUUGGGUACUGAAGAAUCAUUGGGUAAACCCGAAAAUGCUAGGAGGUUACAAACCUAAUGUAAUGAACUAUUAUACCAUUCAGGGAAGGGGAAAGGAGUGUGGAAAUAUUUUCACUUCAUGCCACUUCAACCAUGACAAGUCCUGAAAGGAUAGGCUGUAAACUAACUUAACCUUUUGUCAUUAUACAACAAGUUUAAAACUGUGACCACAUUAGAAAAAUUGCUGAUAAUCCUUGAUACCUUAGGGUCCAAACCAUUCAUUUUAUUACAUCAAUAAUUCAUGCAUAAGCCCUUAGUCAGAGAAAUCUAUUUCACUCUGAUGAAGGGCGACAUUCAAAAUGCAAGCUUUAGAAUCUCUUUACUAUGCCCAAUUCACAUUAUCAACUCAGUUGAUAAAACCAAAAUAUCCUCUUAUACCUUUCCCCCCCUUCCACCUAAGCAGCAACACAGUAACUGUUUCUGCAACACAGAAACUGUUUCUUAGGAACUUGGCCCCUCAAUUUAUUCCUUAUCACAUUGAGUCUUAAUUUCUCUCUGGGUGACUUGACUACACCUCAAUUAAGCUUUUGCCUCAAGCAAAUCUAAUCUCACUAAGUAGUUUUUUCUAGCAUUUUUUCAAUAGAUUGUAUUAACCCUUAAACUCUCCAAAAAGAAUAUAUACAGGUUAUGUGUAGCACUAGUAUGUUCUUAUUUAUGACUCCCAACCCGUAAACUGUAAAAUUUGAAUUCAAAAGCCAUGAAUAUUUAAAACAGGAAGAAGUGAUUUUUAAAUGUGUUUCCAGCUGGUUUUUCUUCAUUGUUAAAACAUUCCCACUUAUGCAUAUGUUAAAACAUGUGGUUGUUAUGGAUAUCUUAAUGUCAUUUCAAUUUACAUAAUAUUUUUGAUCAGAAACUUAAAAUCUGGUUUGGUGCACAUAUAUGCAUUUGAAAUUUGAUGCUGAAAAUCUACAAGCAGCAUGGUGUUGCUGCUUGAAGUGAAGAUUUAGCCUUUUCUUUUUAUUUGAAACAGUUUUAAUUUAACUAAAGUAUGGUUUUAAGUUUUAAUUACCUCCAUAUUUUAAAUGUGAAUUGUUAUUAUCAUUAAUAUUUGUCACCUGGUUACCAUAGGAACAAACGUCUUAUUAAAGUAUGUUCUUUUAUUCUUGUGGUUGAUUUUUUGAUCACAGAAUUAUUAACUUUUUAAUUUUUGAUUAUUAUACAGGAAAACAGAACUGAGCAAAGUGCUUUCUCAAAUCUGUGGUCUAGUGAAUCAUGAAAAGCCACAAACACAGUAAGUAGUCUUUAUCAAUUUUCCUUUACUCAGCACUUACAUGUAUAUACUGGCUUUUAUUCAAAAUAAACAGAGAAUGAUAGCCAAUCCCAUGUAAUGCUCAAACUUAGCAAUCAAUUUUUUGUUAGCUUUUCUUGGUUUUUAUUGCCUGAACCAAUUUAUACUCCUGCCAGGGUAGACGCAUUGUACCUUAGGACAUGAUGUGGUUUCUCUUCAUCAAUCUAGAGCUUACAAACAGUGUUAUGGAGUAUGUGGACCAUGAUGAGUUUAUUGACCCUGAUAAUUUGAAUGAAUAUGACCCAGAAUCCCAAUUCUCAAAAGUUUUAUUGUCCAGUGAUGAAGAAUGGAAAAAAAAUUGGGAAAGAGAAACCACUUUUAGUCUCAGUUUACUCUGAUAGUGUUGCUACUGAAGAAUAGAGAUCAUUAUUAGAAUUGUUAGACAUAAUUGGAGUUAGUUCUCUCUCUGAUGUUGUCUGUGAACGAACACAGAUUCUUUUGCAUAUGAGCCCUCUGCACAUGAGAAUCAAAUUAAGUCAUUAUAGUGUGUACCACUUUGCUGUGAAAAUAAGACCUUGCUGCAGUGGUGUGUUAGUGACAUAUAAUUUAGAAAUGAUGUUAAGGCUUCAAAAGAAAGUCUUACCGUUUUAAACUGUCUUCACACUGAGAGAAGCUAAUGACACAUUCCUUGUUAUUUGAAGGUUCACCUGUGUACCAGAUCAUUACACUCACAUCAACAUCAUUGGCAAGACCCUAUCAUUAUAUUUAUCCUUGUUGGAUGAAGCUUGUGUAAAUAAAUUGUCUGCAUGUAUCAAGUCUGACUGCUCGCAUUGGCUAUCUAAGCUAUUUGGGUAAGAAAGAUCUACCAUAAUAUAAAAUUGAGAUUGACCUAUUGAAACAAAUAUAACACCUUGCAUUUCACUCUUUGAAAGUUUUGCAAAUAAGGCUAAUAUUCAUCACCGAAAAAAAAAGCACUUGUAUGCAAAACUUUUGAAGCAAAUCUAAUGCAUUAAGAGUCAACUGAUUUUCAGUGUUGUUUUAAGGUAAUUCAAUAGAUGCAUGAUAUGAACUGAACAGGCCACAGAAUUUAAUUAUACUUGCGUGGCAAUUAUGGCAUUUGCAAAGCAAUGUGCCUUUCUUGAAGUUGCCACUAGUAAAAUCCAACUUGAGGAAUUUAAUGAAUUGAAAUUGAAAAUCCACCAUGUUUCAUAUACACUCUAUUAAAUUUGCAGGUAUGAAAAUGCUCUAUGUUGCUUUCAUGAACACCAGUGGGAUGGGUUGGUACGAGGUAAGGCUUGUAUUAUUCUAACACUAUAUAGCACUAUAGGUAUGCUGAUGAUCAUGCCUUUAAUGGCACUUUAACCUGUGAGCUCAAACACAGAUCUUUAUUCAGUUUGCAGAUUGGCAUUAAGAUUGAAAUACCCUAAAUUUGGAACAGAAGGAUUUACAGCUCUGUAUACCAGGUAACAUUACUCAGGUCUCAAAUUUGGGCAUACUCAACAAAUUAUAUGUACAUGAUAGUUAGGUAAAUUGAAUUUUGACUUUGUUUAAUCUGAGAUACUACAUGUAAGUUAUGCUCAUGUAGUUUGAUAUUCAAAAUAUCAGUCACUACCCUCUAGGACUACCCCCAAUCGUGAUGAUGUUGCAAGAUCAGUUGCUACCCACAGCAUAUUUAUUUAUAAUUUGUAUUGAGAAGAUUAUAGACAGUGGAAGAUGAUAUCAUAUUUAUUUAUCAUCCAUCAAAUAUUUUUGUUCAUGCGCAACAGGUCAAAAUGCAUCAUGUGACCGUAACCCUCAGCCAAAUUGGGUGAUAUUCCAUAAUAACACCUAAGCAAUAUUCCCUAAUUUUCAAACUCUAUUUCCACUAAGAUAAGCCUUUGUUUCAAACUUAAUUCAAGAUGAGAGAGGGUUUUGUGGUUGCUACAGAAGACAGGAAAUCUUUUUUUUCAUUACGUCGUACUAGAGAACGCUCAAAAAAAACAUCCCAUGCUACUUACAGUAAGCUGUUCGUAAACAUUUUUUCACAUGCAUUGCAAAACUCACAGUUUUCCUUGAGCUUUGCUCAAGGAAAACUGUGGUAAACUGUGGUAAACUGUUCACAUCUUGGAACAGAUAGUGCGUGCAGACAAAUAUCUGUACAUAUUUUAGAAGCUAUUGUUUAUUCAUUUUGUUUAUGAUUUGUUUACAGGCCCCCUGUGGUGUACAUCAGUUCAUCUGCUUGCAACUCAUUAGGACAUUAUUUGUGUACACAGGUGUGUAUUCUGGAGAAAAAAUCUCAAUUUUAAGUAUUAAUUAAAAGUUCCAAGGAAAUAACUGAUAAUAUAAUUAAAAUGGUCAAGGCAUAGAUAUGAUUUCCUCGUGUAAUGUGAUUCCUUUCUUAAACAUACUUUAUCUUCGUUGAGAUGUAUAUACUAGGGAUUGAUAACAGAAUUGAUUGUCAACUUUGCAACAUUCAUUCAUUUGAUAUUCUACUUGUUUUAACUGGCUAAUUGAGUGAUGACCAGAAUCUGCAUUAAAAUUAGUUGAGACAUAGAGAGAAUAAUACAUGGGCAUGUGUAGAUAUGGAAUUUCUCUUUGAGUGUUUAACUCGAUAGCUCAUGAGUGAGUGCAGUGAACGAGUGAGAUGUUGAGUUGAACAUGAGAAGAAAAAUUCCAUAUCUUCUAGCAACCAUGUAUUAUUUUGUCUAUUAUAUAACCUAAUAGCCCUUUACUGAGAAGAAAAGACGACUUCAUUGAUGAAUAAAAAUAAAUUAAUCGACAAUCCCUGAAUAGCAAUCAUUGAGUGCAUUGGCGCUAACUCUUAAGUUGAAAAAAUGCGUGGAAUCAUGAUUACAAAAACAGAAAUGGUUGUAAUUUUCAAUUUACAAAAUUCUCAUUUAUUGACUUUGUCCUUACCGACAGAGGAAGUCCUACAGGUAAAUCAGCCAGUGGCAAAUCUUCCAGUUGUUGAUUUUCAUUCUCAGCCAAGAGAAAUGCUAGCGCCAAAAGCCGCUGAAUAUGUAACUUUCGGUUUUUCUUUUAGUAUAUUGGUUUCUUUCCCCUUCUAAGAAAGUUUGAACCUCACAGUCUGUCAGUGAUAAGGAUUUUUUAGUGUUUGAGCUGCCAUAAUUCGAGAAAGCUCUGACAUACAACUUGUAUUGAGAAUCGUGAAGGCUCUACCAUUCAUUUAUCAACCUGACCGAGUGGCACCAAAGGCGAGUGACGUGUCAGCAGCUGAUUGGCUAUAUCAACACACAUGAAAAAAAUUUGGUACUUUUUCACGCAUGUUGUUAUGGCUUUUCUGAGCUGGAAAUCCCAGUGUAACACCACUGUUUAUGUGAUAAAAUAUUUUACAACAUCUGACUAAAAAGAAGCAAUAUUUAAAACUGAUCUCUUUUUUUUCCUUAUCAGCUGGGAUUACCUCAAUCCAGUGUCUGUAAAGGUAAAGAGAUAUAAAAAGUGGUUUAAUCCACUUUUCCCAUGUUACCUAAAUGAACUGUAUGUGUAGUGUCAGUAGUUUCUUAAUAUUUUUUUUCACCAUGUUAUUGUGGCAUGUUAAGUAAAAUUAUGAAAAAUAUCUGAACUAAUCUGUAAGACACAGAAAUAGUUUGUGGAAACCUAAGGUAAACUGGGACAUGAUGAAUCUGUAAGAGUCUUUCAAAUUUGUGCAUCACUUUUAUUUGUUAAUUGAACCCAAGCUAUGAUAUUGGUAAAUUGUGGUGUUGUGAAUUGGGUGACCAACUUUAUUUGACAAAUGUGUGUUGUUCAAGACUAACGAGAAAACCUUCAGCUUUUUUCUGCAAACUGAAAUGUUUGUCAUUUUUUGAGGUCUAAUUUUCUUUUCAUGUCUUCUCUAGUGCCAUGUAACACAGUGUUUGGUUCAACACAUACUAUGGUGAGCUAACUGUAACUUAAACUUUUGACAUGGUUGCCAAAAAGCAAAUAGCCACAAACAGCAGAUCUAUUUCAAUGAAUAUAGUAUUUAAACCGAGUUUAAAUACUAUAGAGGCCAGAUAGGGGCCACAUACUAUUGGCAAGUAAAAGCUCCUGCUGGCUGUACAAUGAACUCAAUUCUAAACUGGGCUAGACCUCACCCAGUUUUUGUAUUUUUCUUUUAUUCAAUGUACACCAAAGACAACAUCCUCUGUGAAAAAUUUUACAGUGGUAACACUGAUAAAUAACAGGAACAUUAUUGGGUAAGAUUUAAGAGUUUUAUAUUGUCAUAAAACCAUUUUUGUGUACCUCAUUAUGAAGAAAUUCUUGAAUUCUCACUUGACAGGACAUUGCUGCCUUUGAGAGGCUCUUCAAUGAUGAUGUUUCAUGCGGCAAGACACCGCUGCUUCUUAUUGCCUAUGCAGGUAUGUGAACACCUUUCUUUACUUACAGCCCUUUUUUACAUCCUUUGCACCAGUCCUAUAGCAAAUAGCAUCAUGGCUAAAGUGACCAAUCAGUUUAUACAAACCAGACUUAGAACAAUUGACUGACUGCAACUCUUCACUUGACUCUGAUGAUGACUUUCACCAAGUUGUAGACAACAGUCUAUCUCAGAACUACCCUCACCUGAAUGAUUAGACUACACAAUGAAAUCCCUUCUCUGAGAGCCAUUUCAUGAUGACCCUAGGUUCAAAUGCAUGCAUUGUCAUUUUCUCUUGCUUCUGAUAAUGUUCUUCCUUUUUUAUUGCCAUUAAUUUUUUGUAGAAAAAAGCAAUUAUGAAGUAAAUAUUUUGAUGACAUAACAGUAUUCAUCAAUCUGAUUUGAAAAUGUUUUUGUUUUCUUGUGUUAAAUGAUUUUUUAAUAGGAACCCCAUUGGCUGGACAUACUGAUAAUCUCAGUAGAUUAAGAGAACUUUGCACACAGAAUGGUCUCUGGCUUCAUCUUGAAGGGUAUGGUCAAUAAUUUUCAUGUAUUGUACUGGACAAUCGACCAAGUAUUAAGGUUUUUUUUUUUACUGAAGGACUGUUUCUCAUACUCUUUAUUCCUUCUUGCUUGUGAACAGACAAUUAAACAUUCAUUUGAAAGGCAUUUGUACCUGUGGUGAAGGUUUUUCAAUGUUCAUUUACUCUCCUGCUAAUUGACUCCAUACUAACAGUUUUUUUGGUACAUAUAUUUUUUUUAAGGGACACCCUGGCAACCCUGUGCCUUGAAACAGUUCCUGCUUCCUUAAAGGUAUUAAUUUUGUUAUGGAAUUUUUUAAUUACCUUCAAUUAUGCUUAUAUAAUUUAUUUAAGUUUUAAAUCUCUUUCUUUGAUCUCCAGAGUGCCCCUGCCUGUGACAGCAUGAGCCUAAAUAUCAGCAAAUGGUUUGCAUUGCCCAGUGCACCUUAUUGUGUAUCUUUUUUAUUGAUGAUAAUUAGAAAAGACAAUAAAAUGGUCUUUGAAGUUUUCUCCUUAAUAUGUAAUUAUAUUUGGGCAAUUUCUUUUGAUAUAGCAGUUAACAUGAUCUGUGCUUUCAAAGAAAUAAAUUGAAUGAGCAAUUGAAUAAUUUGGUUUAUCAAUAAUGCAAAUCGGUCACUGUGAAGAGUUUCUAAAGCUGACCUUUGGAAUGUUAGCCCUUCCUCAGAGCGAUUAGUGAUUGAUUGAUUGAUUGAUUGAUUGAUUGAAAUAACAGUUACAGCACUGAAGAUUGGAAUCUUUUAGAAUCAUUGUGUUUCCUAAUACAGGUGCUAAAAAUUGAAGUUACUUUGGGAAAAAGUUAUAGAAAGAUCACAUCAAAUCAUCUAUAAAACUUCUUUCACUGCAGGCUGUGGGUGGCCUUUGAAAAUGAAUCAGGGGUUAAAGUUAAUGAGUUCUGCUGCAAUAUUCGAAUAAGAUGUUUUUAGAUUUUAUUUAUUCAAUAAACCGUCAUUGAAUUAUAUCUGAUGUUUCAAAGAUACCUUUAUGUUUGUUCAUGUACCUCAAAUGACACGUGUUUAAGGGUAAUGUGACUUAAUAUUUGAGGCCUUUAUAUCAGUAAUUAACGAUAUAAUGUUAAUUUUGCACAAAAAUUUCUCUUAAUUUGGAGCAAGACAUUCUACAGAGCAAAAGAUCUUGUUUUGGUAUGUAUAAUCCAUUACAUUUUUGUCCUUUUUAUAUUUUCUUUUUUGUUGUUGUUGUUGCAUUCGCUUCUCACUUCUGAGCCUAACUGACGAGGAAAUUGUGAGUACUUCAUAUUGAGUGACUGAGAUUGAGAUAGAGCUCUUGUUUUGUAGGCAGAGGCCUCAGGACUCAGUCAAAGCCACACACCUGACAGACUGUCUGUCCUUCCUCUUUGGAUUAGUAUUCAGACUAUCGGUGAGCAUAAAUUCUAUGUUGUAUGGGAUGUUUUUCGCCUAAAACAUUUUCACUCCCUGGAUAAUUGGAACCACUGGGGCAAUUAGCAACCUUAUUAGUAUCAGUGGCUUCUUUUUUAAGCUCUUUUUCAUAAGGUAUCAAUGUUGAUUAUAGACAAGGUUUAUGCCCCUAUCUGUAAUAUCAUUACCAGUCAAGGAUGCGUACUUGUUUUUAAAGAAUCUACUGCAUGAAAAUUAUGUCAAGUGCUCUCUCUACCAAGGACACUGAUUAAUGUUGAGAGAGCUUUGUAAGAAUGUAAUCAUCAAGGCUAAAUUGUCUGAACCAGUACCAUGUCUAUGUACACUUUUUGUUUGAAGUAAACUCAGGAACAGUGUUUAGUAAAUUUCAAACAUCUUGUGUGUGCAUUUUUUUUCUUUUCAUGGUGUUACCUAAGUACAUGUAAUAAGCUAACAGCAUUUUUUUUUUUUUUUGAUAACAGGUUUAGAUAAAAUGCAAGAAAUGAUUUUACAUGCAGCCCAACUGGUAAGGAUGGCUAUUAUUAUGAAUACUAAAAGUGCUUGGGAUCAGUAUUUUGUGUAUCUUUGCUUUGUAAUAACUGAGUUAAAAAUGAAUCAAAUAUUUCUUGGAAGAUCUGAUUAUCAUUUCCCAUUCAUUUGACAACAAUGUAUUAUUUUCUAGUCUCAACAAUUGUGUGUGAGUUUAGAUGGCAUGCAAGCUGCUGUGAAGAGGAUUGUAAGUAACUGACUUUAUAGAUAAAUUGUUCAGCUACAUAGUGUUUUAUUGAGUAGUAUUUUUUUAGUUGUGCUGAUAGAAUUCAUAAUCUUGUUUUCAUUUAGUGCAUAGAUUUCAAACUUCUUAUGUAUCGGGCAUAGCAAGAAUCCUCGCCCCUUUUCAGUUUUCCAAAGUAUUGCCAUUUUCUGUUAUCAUUGCCAUAGUUUCCCACCAAAGCCCACAGAAAUUCAUGGCAUGUCUAAAUGUUUUUCGCCUCCGUCAAUCUGACAAUUAGUGUGUUUACUUCAGGCCCAGCCCCACUGUAUGUCGUCCAUGGUUGUGUUCCAAUACAAAGCAGCCCCUGUAUCCCCAAGUGGAUCCAUUUUACAGACUGGUGGAGAAGAAGAUGCCUCAGAUCAAGAUGAAGAACAAGGUACCUUGAGAUAGAAAGCACCUGUUACCUGAAGUAUGCUGCUUUUGAUGUUCUUUUACCAAAAAGUAACCCACCCCACCCCACAUACACUGAGAUGUUUGGUUUUAACCCCCACACCCCAAAAAAAUCUGUAGUUCAGUGAUAUAGCAUAGAAGCACAGAUUAAUCUCUGUAGUUCAAGUCCUCCUAGUGAGUCAGAUCUUUUUUGUUGUCCCACAGUUAUGACAAGACAAAAACCAUCUUUCUUGGUUUCAUGAUCAACCUCAGAAUUUCCAUCUUUCUUAUUUCAAGUCUAAUUUUUGUCUAGACUUGCCAUCAAUUUUUGACUUCUGGGGAUGUGUUACUUAGAAGGAAUUUUUCAUCGGUCAAAGUGUUUCUCAAACUGGAAUGUGAUUGUGGUUCAUUUUGUACAGAUGACACAGAACUCUCCUCUUCCUCAAGAUCAUCGUCUCCAGAACCAGGCUGUGUUUCCUCUUCAGUGAGGGAUGCAAUCAAUCAAAUGGUAAUGGAACUAAAAUGCUGUACUGAAGUACAUAAUACAGUAUUGAAUAGCAAAUUUUUUUUUUCUUGUCAUCUUUAAGCACUCUCCCCUUGUUCAGUUAAGUGCUUUGUUAGUACAGUAGGCUGGAAUCUUUGCCAAUUAGCAGAUAGGAACAGUAACUUAACAUGUAAGGAGUGAUUUAGGUUGUGUUUUUGGAAAUUCCUUGGCUGUUUGAGAAUGAAAGUGAAAACUGAGAUGGAAAACAGUGGCCGAGGUGCAAGGGGAGAUACUGAGAUCUUUUAAUUGAUCUAAUUAACCCAAGUGAAAUUGUGUCAGAGUGGUUGUCAUUUGAAACUUUUUAUCACUAGAUUGACAUUGAAUGGUGUUUAGGUGAUGGGAAAAUUAUAUAUUGGUUAAGGAAUAUAAUACUUUGUCAAGGAAAUGCAGUUUAUUCAUAGCAAGGCAGUGCAGUUGGGAACUGAAAUAUACUGAUUGGACAAUUAUCUUACUCUCCUUGAACUGAGAGAAGGAAUGAGAUCAUAGCAUUUACUUUCUCUUUAUAACAGAUUAUGUUUUUAUGGUAUUUAUCUUAUUCUAGAUUGCAAAAUACCUGGCUCAACAAGUACCUUCAGUUAAAAUUGGGGUUGUGAAUUUGCCCAAAGAGGGAUGCUGCAUUAGAUUCAAUCCUGUCCUUUCAUCCAGAAGUAAGUUUUACUAUAAAGUAGGUCUUAUCAAACCUCCACUUCUCCAAGUAUAGGAACAACAGGAAAAAGCAAUGUUUGUCACUUGACUAUGGGUUUAUAUGUUUGUGUGCUUAACAACUGCUAGUCCUAACAACUUAGAGUAAGUGCUGAAAGUUUUGGCCUGUGGCUUUUGUUUUGACUGGAAACUCACUGAAACUUCUCUUGACCUAUUGGCACUUCACUUUAUUUUCAAGAUAUCUUUAGCAUUUGAUAUAAAAAAGAUGCUAUAGAUAAAGAUCCACAACUUAACAAGAAAAAAAAUUUUACAGAGGGGCACAUGCCUUUGUUUGCUGAAGUGAUGAUACUAAAUAAAAUAAUUCUAUAAUUGGGAAACUUGUAUAAAUAAUUAGCUUAUGUUUUAUUUAUACUGCUGCUGGAAGCUAUGACUUCUUAAAAAUUUUGUAAGAGAAAUAAAUUGCAGCAAAUUGAAUAAUUUGUAAUCUGUUAUUUUUCUUUUUUUUUUUCUUUCAGUAUGUGGAACAACCAACGAAAAUGUUGAAGACUUUGUUAUCUGCCUCAAAGAAGAAGUGGUGGGUCAUGUUAAUAAAGUUCUCUUAAACCUCAUUGUCUGUUGGUGCAAUGGCUUGAAAGCCACCAAUCAAAAUGCCAUUGGUGGAAAUCAACAAUUAUGAUAAUAAUGUUAAGUGCUGCUCACACCUUUACCACUUGCAAAAAUAUUUUGAAUAUACACCGUAUUUAUAAUUUGGUUAACCCUUCAAACCCUAAGAGUGACCACCAUCUAAUUUUUCCUUACAAUAUCACCCUUGAAUCACCGGAGAAGAUCACCAGUUAACCUCCUGAUUGUUAAACAAUUCUCCCUGUCAGCACUUUGGGGUUGAUUUGAAUUGUAUUUAGUGACUGUUGGAGAACAUGCUUUGGCCUCAAACAGUAACGGGAGCUUUUUCUCUUUUAAAUUCAGGCCAGAUUAGAUAACCUGCUUCUAUCUCAAGAGGAAUUUAGGUUAGCAACAGAAGGCAAGGAACAUGUUGUUGCAGUGGAGAUUCAGGACACUUCAGCUGUUGGUGCCCUUCUGUAAGUAGAGCUAAGAUUUACUCUAUAUAUUUUGAAGGGUAAAUUUAACUCAUUGAUGUAAGAGCCAAUAGGAUAAUCUGUGGCAGUUUUGUAUUGUACCAAGUCAUACAUACUGUAGUGUAUAACAAGAUACAUUGAUUGUAAUUUUUUUUUUUUACCUCUUUGUGACUAGAUGUGUUCCUCGUUACUGGACCAACAAGGAUUUAGGAAAACUCAGGGAGGCCAAGAAAGUUGAACUUAAUGACUGGAACAAAGAAGUGUUGGCAAAGGUUUCUGAAGGAAUGGAAGAUGUUUUUAGUAAGGGCCGCACACAAGAUGGUCUCACCUGUAUUACAAUUGAUAAGGUAUUUAAAGUACUGUGCAACACAACUGCUUUUGAAUGUGUUUGCUGAUUCAAUCCAGAGGCCCACUGUAGACAUUAGUAAAGAUUACAAUAUUUGCAGUUAAAUCUCACUAGGUCCGUGGUACUAUAGAUAAACCAAAAAUUUACUGCCUUACCUGUGUACCUUAAACAGCUUCUCUGGCAGUGUUGCAUUUCUGAGUGGUAAUCUUGAAAUUAACAGAUGAUGUUUGAUGUUUGUCAAGAGCAAAAGAAGAGUUGUUAGUUUUUUUUUCCUCUUUUUUCAUCUUAUCAUUCUAACAGAUGUUUCUACAUCUUUAUUUCUUUCCAUCUAAAUUCCUCCUUCUCUUUAUUCUUGUUAUCUAGUUAUCUCUAUGAUUUAGCUUUCUCUGUGCUGUAAAGCUUGAUUACAAACUUUUCCCUGAUCUUUUCUUAGGUGCCAGCCACAUCAUCUGUUGAUGCAGUGGUAGAUAUUGUUUGUAAAGGAGCUACAGAACUGGAAACCUCGAGCAAGGUGUACUAAGCUGACUGAAUUAUUGUUUUAUGUGACUGAAUUAUACUCCAUCUGGUUAACAAACAUUAGUCCAAGUGACUACAAAUUGUAAAAAAGAAAUGCCUGGGCCAGUAAAACCUGCCCAGCCACUAAACUAUUCUUCAGUUUAUUCACUCUGACAAAGGGCUAAUGCUCGUAACACACCUUAGAAACUCUUUAUGGUGGCCAAUUUAAAUUAUCAACUCAGUUGUUAAUACUAAAUUACCCUGUUAGACUCUACAACUGAUGUAGCACAACAGUUUCUUAAGAAAAUUACCCCCUUUAUCCCUCAGUUCAUUCACUCACUGUUCUCAGCAAGAAGGAACUGCUUCCCCACUGUACAUUUACCUGUAAAUAGUAUACUUUAGAUGAAGGCAGCAUGAGGAUAAUACUUGCAGUAUUUUUUGCAGUUUGGAACCAUGUUCAGUUAUAUUUCAUCUCACUGUUUCAAAAUUCUCUAAUUGUAGAUAUUUGCACAUGUAAGCAAGGGCAAAAACUUGUAUUACAUUAGCUGUGGAGAAAUAAUAAUUAUGUAUAAUUUAAUUAGUAAAUUUGUUGAAGAAACAAAGUUUUUUUUCAUCUGGAAGGUGCAUGUCAAUGAUAAAUUUUUACUGCUUUUCCCGUUUAGUAUUUGGAGCAGAUGGCUGAUGCAAUUCAGAGAGGUAUCGAAGCUGCUCAGCAAGACUUGGUGAAAGAAUCAGAGGAAAAACUGUUGGAGGAGGUAAUCAAACAAUUUGACCUUGUAUUCCAUUAGGACAGAUCUUAACAUUUACAUACUAUUACAACAAUGUGGGAAAGUAGCUUAAUUUUGUGCUGCAAGAAUUUUGUAGCAGCUGACAGUCUUGAGAGGUGAUCUCUUGUAAUAAGUGGUGUACCUCUCUUUAGCCAACUUAGCUGCAAGAGUAGUGUUUUUGUCACUUACAAGAGGCUGAGAUGAACAAGCUUGAUUAUUGAAGCUACAAUCACCUCUUAGAUUUUUUGUCAACACUUGUCAAGUUGUGUCAUUUAAAACAUUUUCCAUAUUCCUCUUUCCUGAACUUUUCUUCAAUGUGAAAGGAAUCUUUUUAAAAAAAAAAAGUGAAUGUAAUGUCACUCAUUAACAUGGUUUUUCUGUCUCUGUAAGGGUUUGUUACGGCAAGUCCCUCUUGUGAGUUCCUUCGUGAACUGGUUGUCACCUCUUCCAGAGGAACCCAAAACUAUUGGGAGAACAUUUAAUCUAACAUCUGGUAGGUCUUUCAUGCCUUUUUGUUGUUUUAAUAAUAGACUGAGUAGAGUGAAAUAUCAUCCUUUCUGGUGUACAGAUAGGACAAAGCCUCUUGCGUACCAUGUCACUAUGUGAUAAGACUUCCAGUAGUGGCCAUAAAAUGGGAGACUAUUACCCUAUUCACACUAAAGCUGUUAUGUUGUAAACAUGGUUUAAAAUUGUUUUCAUUAUAGUAGCUACAUGUACUUGAACCGAUGUUUGUCAACUUCAAAUUUAACACAAAAAUACAAGUUAGUGACCACUUAGAACUUCUGGAAAAUUCAGUUUUUCAGUUCUCUGUUUCAGAUUUUCAUUCAGUUAAACCCAGUUAAACUUAAUAUUUUUUGCUGGUGUGAAUAGGGUAUAACUCCAGAAGACUAACAAAAAAAGUAUUGUAUGAGCUGGUGCCUUAUUUUUCUCCCCAAAAGGAACAUGAUGGCAUAGUACUCUAUUGCUGACAGAUUGUGAUGUUAAAAUACUUCAAACAUCCAUCUCUCAGCCUUUCAUUUUGAAAGGAUCUAGACAAGUGUGACUAGAUUUGUGAAUAACAGAAACUGUUCUCAUAAUCUGACAUGAACAGCAUCAAUGAAGCACAAGUAAACAAUUACUUGCCCCCUUCACCUACACAGCUCUAGCAACUGUUACAUUUUAAUUAUACACAUUUUUCAGGUAAUCUACACAAGACUGAAAAAAUUUAUAAAUAUCACAUGCAAGUUCAAGAUGAGGAUGAUGAAGAAGCAGUACCAGUGACACCAACAAAGUCCUCACCAGAAGCUACUCCAGUAAAGGAAAGCCCUGCAGCAUCAGACUGA
This is a messenger RNA of Pocillopora meandrina, 14972 nucleotides long. Lineage: Eukaryota; Metazoa; Cnidaria; Anthozoa; Scleractinia; Pocilloporidae. The record is from the annotation of a GenBank genome assembly.